AUGGCUCUCGCUUCCCAGGCGGCUCUGCUCGACGAAUUGAUGGGCAAGAAUCGUAAUGCUUGCAAUGGAGAAAUCGUUAGCACACAUUGGUCCGAUCCAGAUGUC
This is a messenger RNA of Protopolystoma xenopodis, 105 nucleotides long. Lineage: Eukaryota; Metazoa; Platyhelminthes; Monogenea; Polystomatidea; Polystomatidae. The record is from the annotation of a GenBank genome assembly.